UUCACAUGUGACCGACAAACAAAUAUAAAAUAUAUUAUCUGACAAAGUUGACUUGACGGAAAUGAAGAAGACCUGAAUUUGUAGGCAUUUCAUCAGAUACAAAACAAACAUAAAAAUAAAGCUUUUAUUCAAGAGUUAUAUUUAAAUAUUUUUAUAUAUGGUUUAUAACACAAAAUAUGGGGGUGACAUCUUACGGUGUUAAAAAAAAUCGCAAUUUCAUUGACAAAGUAAAUAGUUUGUAGCAGCCAUUUUGUUUUUGUUUUUUCUGUUGACGCUAGAUGCUAACGGAACUGCUUCAGGAGAAUAAAAUGAUCAGAAUAUUUCAAAUAAUUGCAUUAGAUUUUAAUAAAUGUCUUGUGGCCCUACAAAAAGCAUAUGGACACAACUUCGAAACCUUUAUAAACUUUUAAAUAAAUAAAUAAAAACACUUUACUCCAAAAAAACAUGGUUAAUUUUUUAAGCGAAGCUUGAUGUCAGUCAGUAAAUUUAUAUUAAAACCGCUGUUGUUCAUAGUAUGUCCACAACGGGGCGCCAUAUAACAAUCGGUGAAGAUGUCGUUACUAUCUGAUGACAGGUGUGAUUCAUUCGAGCGAAUCGUUCGCGCGGCUAACUAAAAGAACCGAUUCGAAGAACCGAUUCAUUUGAACGAACUAUUACUAUAAACAGAGUAAUUUUCGCUCAAAAUAGUUAGCUGGCGAUGCGUGGAGCUUAACCGUUUCUAGUGUCUCAGAAUCGCUCUGCCCAAACCAUAAUAAUAAUUAAUUCGGAGAUAAAAAAUCCAACACCGCGCUUACCGGCUUCAGAAAACAUACCUAAACCACAACGCCCUAAAACCAACCGGAGCAGUAAAUACCUCUACCCUAUGCAUUAUGCAUUAUGAACGAGCAUCUUGUGUCGUAACGUGUUGUGAGGACUACGUAGUGCGCACACUUCCUCAUCACGGGUGUGGAAACACCUUCAACACGUCCACACUCAUCCACACGCGCGAGAGGAAGAGAGAGAGAGAGAGAGAGAGGGAGAGAGAGAGAGGGAGAAAGGGGGCGGCGAAUCGCGUAUUUUCUUUCUUUGCGUCCUCUCCUCUCUCUGAAUCUCUGGUUUUCCUCCUAACAUGGCUGCGCUCUCAGCCUGGUUCUGGAACGAGCGCUUCUGGCUUCCGCACAAUGUCACUUGGGCGGAUCUGGCCGACCCAGCGCCCGGGGUGGAGUACCCCAAAGCCGGCCACUUGCUCUCCGCGCUGCCGCUGGCCUUGGGGAUCUUCGCGGUGCGGAUCGUCUUCGAGAGGUGUAUCGCGGGUCCAUGUGCCUCCAUCCUUCAGAUCCAGACAGAGUUGAGUCGGAGAGCUCAGCCCAACGCCGUCCUGGAGAAAGUGUUUACAUCCAUCACAAAGUGUCCAGACUCGAGGCACUUAGAGGGUCUUUCUAAGCAGCUGGACUGGGAUGUGAGGAAGGUCCAGAGAUGGUUUCGACACCGGCGGAACCAGGACAAACCCAGCACAAGAACCAAGUUCUGCGAAAGCAUGUGGAGGUUUACAUUCUACCUGUGUAUAUUUACGUAUGGGAUCCGUUUCCUGUGGCAGUCGCCCUGGAUGUGGGAUACAAGACACUGCUGGUACAAUUACCCUUAUCAGGUGCUGACCUCAGGCCUGUAUUAUUAUUAUAUAACAGAACUGGCCUUCUACUGGUCGCUCAUGUUCUCACAGUUCACGGACAUCAAAAGAAAGGAUUUCCUCAUCAUGUUCGUGCAUCACCUGGCCACCGUCAGCCUGAUCAGUUUCUCGUAUGUAAAUAACAUGCUGCGCGUGGGCAGCCUGGUCAUGUGUGUUCACGACGCCUCGGACUUCCUGCUGGAGGCCGUAAAGUUAGCAAACUACGCCAAAUACCAGCGUUUAUGUGACUUCUUGUUCGUGGUGUUCGGGAUGAUCUUCUUUGGGACGAGACUGAUCAUUUACCCCUUCUGGAUCCUGAACACGACGCUCUUCGAGAGCUGGGACAUCAUUGGGCCGUACCCGUCCUGGUGGCUCUUCAACGUUCUGCUGCUGGUCCUGCAGGUUCUGCACAUCAUCUGGUCCUACCUCAUCGCCCGCAUCGCCUUCAAAGCCAUCAUGAGAGGAAAGGUGUCCAAAGAUGAUCGCAGCGAUAUCGAAAGCAGCUCGGAGGAAGAAACCGACACGACACCCAAAGAGCGUCUCAAGGCGGCUUCAUCCCGAGGAGAAAACGGCACCAACGGCCAUUUUGGCUCCAAACCUUGGAGCCAGAACCACAACAACUGGUGACGCUCCCUUCCGCUUUGGCCUUGCGCACAAAGAACUCGUGUCCCAGAAAUAUCGCGACGGGACCACGUACCUCACUCCAACACCAAAAACAGCGAAACACCAACGAAAUCGCCCCGCUGUGGGACUUUCGACACUCGACGGCGGAGUUUGGGGCGUCAUUCCGGUGACGAUGGGACAGUAAUGACAAUAUGGCCACUACGAGAAGCUUGUGAAAGAGAAAACGAUUAAAUUAGUGAUAUUUGCAUUCCCUCGUUUCCUUGUCUCGGGAGCUGAGAAGACGUUUCUUCUCUGCGCUUCACAUUUUUACUGAAGUCAGGGAAGAAGAUCCUCUUCAGAUUUUAAUGGUCAGAUGUACUUGAGUUUCGUUAUUGCGGUUGCUUUUCUUUUCGUUCUCGUUGUUUGUUUUUGGUUACUGAUGUGUUUGUAAUUUGUUUCCUGUGCUGUUUUUUCAUUCCACCUUUUUUAUUUUUGGAGACCAAAUAAGGUUAUUAAAAUGAAAGCUGGGCCUUUGUCUUGUAAUGAGAUGCUUUUUGAUUGAGAUCGGGGUAGAUUCAAUUAAAUAAUGGUGUGGCGAAAUAAAACA
Messenger RNA from Puntigrus tetrazona (Sumatra barb), 2855 nucleotides. It is a transcript of the gene cers5, whose product is annotated as ceramide synthase 5. Gene Ontology annotation, cellular component: membrane. Bases 1109 to 2272 code for a protein of 387 amino acids. Gene Ontology annotation, biological process: ceramide biosynthetic process. Gene Ontology annotation, molecular function: sphingosine N-acyltransferase activity; DNA binding. The transcript is spliced from 10 exons. The record is from RefSeq and is a predicted model, not a curated record. Lineage: Eukaryota; Metazoa; Chordata; Actinopteri; Cypriniformes; Cyprinidae.